Messenger RNA from Esox lucius (northern pike), 2206 nucleotides. RefSeq names its product far upstream element (FUSE) binding protein 1 (gene fubp1). Bases 86 to 2137 code for a protein of 683 amino acids. The record is from RefSeq and is a predicted model, not a curated record. Gene Ontology annotation, molecular function: mRNA binding. Gene Ontology annotation, biological process: regulation of DNA-templated transcription. Lineage: Eukaryota; Metazoa; Chordata; Actinopteri; Esociformes; Esocidae. The transcript has 19 exons. Gene Ontology annotation, cellular component: cytoplasm; nucleus.
CAGCAGCAUUCACUGCGCGAGAACCCUUUUCCGUGAGGACGGCCAUCUUCUCUAUUCGUUCUUGAGAGGAAGUGUUGCAACAGAUAUGGCUGACUACUCGAACGUGGCUCCGCCGUCGGGAAAUGGCGCAGGAAUGAACGACGCUUUUAAAGACGCCCUUCAGCGUGCUAGACAGAUUGCUGCUAAGAUUGGGGGUGAUGGCGUACCCUCCGCGCCCUCCAGUAACGAGUUUGGCUACGGAGGCCAGAAACGGCCCCUGGAAGAUGCCGAUGACUGUUGGACAAGUAUGAACGAUAGAACUCGUCUGGAGGGGAUGACCUCUCCUUUUUCAGACCAACCAGAGACUAAAAAGAUGGCGCCUAAUGAUCCGUUCUCCGCAGCCAUGGGAGGGAUGGGAGGUGGAGCGCGCUCAUCAUCGGAAGAGUUCAAGGUCCCAGAUGGGAUGGUGGGCUUCAUUAUUGGAAGAGGUGGGGAGCAGAUAUCCCGAAUGCAGCAGGAGUCAGGCUGUAAAAUACAGAUCGCCCCCGACAGUGGAGGAAUGCCCGAUCGCUCAGUCACUUUGACAGGGUCCCCAGACGCAAUACAGACCGCCAAGAGGCUGCUGACGGAGAUAGUGGAGAAGGGCCGGCCCACACCUGCCUUCCACCACAACAGCAGUAACGAGGGAGGCCCGGGGAUGUCUGUGCAGGAGAUUCUGGUGCCGGCCUCCAAGGCCGGGCUGGUCAUUGGAAAGGGAGGAGAAACCAUCAAACAGCUCCAGGAACGGGCCGGGGUGAAGAUGGUGAUGAUCCAGGAAGGCCCUCAGAACACCGGCGCUGACAAGCCUCUCCGCAUCUCUGGAGAACCCUUCAAAGUCCAGCAAGCCAAGGAGAUGGUGAUGGAGCUGAUCAGGGAGCAGGGCUUCCGGGAACAGAGGGGCGAGUAUGGGUCCAGGAUGGGCGGCGGAGGCGGAGAAGGUCUUGACGUCCCUGUCCCCAGGUUUGCGGUGGGCAUUGUGAUUGGUCGAAACGGAGAGAUGAUUAAGAAGAUCCAGAGCGACACUGGGGUCAGGAUCCAGUUUAAACCAGAUGAUGGGAGCACGCCAGAGAGGAUAGCCCAGAUCAUGGGUCCUCCAGACCAGUCCCAGCAUGCAGCCGAGAUCAUCUCAGACCUCCUCCGGAGUGUCCAGCAGGGGGGUCCGGGGGGGCCUAACGGCGGAGGCAGGGGUCGCGGCCGGGGAGGUAAUGGGGGAAACUGGAACAUGGGUCCCCCUGGAGGAUUGCAGGAGUUCACCUUCACCGUCCCCACCAUGAAGACCGGCCUCAUCAUCGGCAAAGGUGGGGAGACCAUUAAGGGCAUCAGCCAGCAGUCGGGGGCUCGUAUCGAGCUGCAGAGGAACCCACCCCCCAACGCCGACCCCAACAUCAAGAUGUUCACUGUCCGGGGGUCCCACCAACAGAUCGACUACGCGAGGCAGCUGGUGGAGGAGAAGAUCGGGGGUCCAGUCAGUCCGAUGGGUGGUCCUCACGGCCCUCCAGGGCCUCAUGGGGGCCCCUCUCCCCACGGGCCCCCUGGUCCUCCUGGACCCCCUGCCCAGAUGGGUCCCUACAACCCUGGCCCUUACACCCCGGGACCCCCCGGCCCUCAUGGCCCCCCUGCCCCCUACCAGCCUCAGGGUUGGGGGAACGGAUUCCCCCACUGGCAGCAGGGACAACCGGAUCCUGGUAAAGCAGCAGCCGAUGCCAACGCGGCUGCCUGGGCAGCGUAUUACGCUCAGUACCAACAGCAGCCUCAAGCCCCAAUGGCCCCAGCCGGAGGAGCCCCAGGAACCCCACAGGCCAACGGGCAAGGUGAUCCCAAGGGACCAGGUCACAGUGGACAGGGAGAUUACUCCAAAGCCUGGGAGGAAUAUUACAAGAAAAUGGGUCAAGGCCAACAGCCACAGGACUACACCAAGGCAUGGGAGGAGUACUACAAGAAACAAGGUCAAGCGGCCCCCCAGGCGGGUGCAGCGCCGGCAGCAGCAGCCACCCAGCCCGGCGGGCAGCCUGACUACAGCGCCGCCUGGGCCGAGUACUACCGACAGCAGGCUGCAUACUAUGGCCAGGGCAACCCCCAGGGCAUGGGAGGACAGCCACAAGCACCCCAGGGCCAGUAAUGUGACGUGGACAGACAUAAAGUGUAUGAAACAAAAGCCUUUGUUAAAUGUGUUGGAUGCAGACGCCUU